Molecule: messenger RNA, 1882 nt
Organism: Solanum dulcamara
Lineage: Eukaryota; Viridiplantae; Streptophyta; Magnoliopsida; Solanales; Solanaceae
Product: 3-oxoacyl-[acyl-carrier-protein] synthase I, chloroplastic
Exons: 7
Coding region: 197-1606 (469 amino acids)
Biological process (GO): fatty acid biosynthetic process
Molecular function (GO): 3-oxoacyl-[acyl-carrier-protein] synthase activity
Source: RefSeq, a predicted model, not a curated record
AUUUAAGUAGUUACACACAUUUUGGUUGUGACUUGGUCUCUCUCUCGUUGUUGAAGCACAGAACACAUUCCCCCCCCCCCCCCCCCCUCUCUCUCUCUCUAAAUAGUAAUAUAAUCACAUCGUUCACAUCGAAAAGCUUCUCUUGUUCUUCUUCUUGCUCCGCCACCUCUAAUCGCAAAACCCAUCUCAGAUAACAAUGGAAGCAAUCCAAUCUCUAUCAUUUCGUCCAUCUCCACUCGACCCUCUUCGAAAAAAUAUCCCCCAAUUCACCAAUGUGAGGCCAUUGGGUGCUAAAAGAGUGCCCUUUAUUAUAUCAGCUUCUGCAUCCACUGUUUCUGCUCCCAAAAGAGAGAAAGACCCUAAGAAAAGGGUUGUUAUAACUGGGACGGGUCUUGUUUCUGUGUUUGGGAAUGAUGUCGAUACUUACUAUGACAGACUUUUGGCUGGUGAAAGUGGGAUUUCGCUUAUUGAUCGUUUUGAUGCUUCUAAGUUUCCUACGAGAUUUGGGGGACAAAUUCGUGGGUUUAAAUCUGAAGGGUAUAUUGAUGGAAAGAAUGAUAGGAGGCUUGAUGAUUGUCUAAGGUAUGCCAUUGUUGCUGGCAAGAAAGCUUUGGAAAAUGCAGAUCUUGGUGGUGAUAGAUUAGAAAAGAUUGAUAAGGAGCGAGCAGGUGUUCUUGUAGGAACAGGAAUGGGUGGUCUUACGGUUUUCUCAGAUGGCGUCCAAAACCUAAUCGAAAAGGGUCACAGGAAAAUUACUCCAUUUUUUAUACCAUAUGCUAUAACAAACAUGGGUUCUGCUUUGCUUGGUAUUGAUCUUGGUUUUAUGGGACCAAACUACUCAAUCUCAACAGCUUGUGCUACCUCCAAUUAUUGUUUUUAUGCUGCCGCAAAUCACAUCCGCAGAGGUGAAGCUGAUUUGAUGCUUGCUGGUGGAACUGAAGCUGCCAUAAUACCUAUUGGUUUAGGAGGUUUUGUGGCAUGCAGAGCUUUGUCUCAAAGGAAUGAUGAUCCACAAACUGCUUCCAGGCCAUGGGACAAAGAAAGAGAUGGAUUUGUUAUGGGCGAGGGGGCUGGAGUCUUGGUGAUGGAAAGUUUGGAGCAUGCAAUGAAACGGGGAGCGCCAAUAAUUGCAGAGUAUUUGGGUGGUGCAGUUAAUUGUGAUGCUUAUCACAUGACUGACCCCCGAGCCGAUGGUCUUGGUGUUUCUUCAUGUAUUCUUAGCAGCCUUGAAGAUGCUGGAGUGUCACCAGAAGAGGUCAACUACAUUAAUGCUCAUGCAACUUCCACCAUUGUUGGUGAUCUAGCCGAGAUAAAUGCUGUUAAGAAGGUUUUCAAGAACACCUCAGGAAUCAAAAUGAAUGCAACCAAGUCUAUGAUAGGGCAUUGCCUCGGUGCUGCUGGUGGUCUGGAAGCUAUCGCAACAAUUAAAGCUAUUACAACCGGCUGGGUGCAUCCUUCAAUUAACCAAUUCAAUCCUGAGCCUUCAGUGGAGUUUGAUACUGUUCCAAACAAAAAACAGCAGCAUGAAGUGAAUGUUGCAAUCUCAAAUUCCUUUGGUUUUGGUGGUCACAACUCUGUCGUCGCCUUUUCUGCAUUCAAGCCUUAAUUCAGCUCAGUUUAGCUAGAGCAAUCUUCUGGCAUAAUAUAGGGAAUUACUGUGAUACAGUGGCUGUUUCAUCUCCGUGUAGGCAACUUUCUCGGCUCGAUGAGAUACGAACAAUUUUCAAUUCUUUUAUGUACUAAUAAUUUUUAGCUUGUAGUUCAUAGCAAUGAACAUUUUUACUUUUCACAUGUGAUUUCCCUCCUUAAAUUAGCUUGGACCUUGACAGUUUGGUUAGACAACAACGCCAUCAAUUUUGAAUUAUGCAAGAGAUUUGAACGA